UUGGAAGUGCUUCUCAAUGUAGCCACAGCAAAGCACAGGACAAACUCACGAUUUUUAUGGCCGCCAUCGACAAAGUGCGCGUUAUCGUUGUCGGCGACUCAGGAGUCGGCAAAACUUCCCUUACUCACCUAAUUGCCCAUAGUGAACCCCUAACAUCCCCAGGAUGGACUGUUGGGUGCUCCGUAGAGGUGAAGCUGCACGAGUACAAGGAGGGGACGCAGCAACAGAAGACUUUCUUCGUGGAGCUCUGGGACAUUGGAGGUUCUAUUAGUCACAAAAAUACAAGAGGAGUUUUCUACACACCCACACACGGCAUUAUCCUUGUGCAUGAUCUGACAAAUCGCAAAAGUCACGAGAAUCUCAAGCAAUGGCUCAUGGAGAUCAUUAGCAAGGACGGAAAGGACAUUGGAAAGGGCGGAAAUGACACGGAUUUCGAUCCAGAACAAUUUCUUGGUGCUACACACAUUCCUAUUUUAGUUUUCGGAACAAAGCUGGACAUGGUGGAUGAGGCGCAACUUUUAAAGAUGCACCGAUCUUCCCUGCUGGGAAGUAUCGCUGAGCAAUGUGGCGCUGAUGAGAUCUGCCUCAAUUGCCACGAUACGCGAUCCUUGGCAGCAGGGACGACGGAUGCCGUAAAGUUGAGCAGAUUUUUUGACAAAGUUAUCGAGAGGAAGUAUUUCUCGAAAGAGUCGAGCUUCUUCAGUGAUAAGAGAAAGUUUGUCAGCCCCUUCACAUCACCCCUCAAUACGCCUUUUAACAGCCCCUUUGGGGCAUCAUCCUUCGCCAGUCCACCCACGAAUUUGGACACAGUGGCUGAGUGAAGGAAUCACAAUGAGACCAAAUUGAUUUUAAUGGCCUAAAAAGUCGUAUUGAAAGGACUUUCAGCAUUUUAAUUCAUAUUCCGGAAAGCUUCAAGAGCUUCAAAAGCUUAAAUAUUAAUUUUAAAAACAAAGUUUUCAAAAUUGAAAUUUUAUUUUGCUGAAAAGUUAUUUCAAUUUGACUGAAAUUCCCCAUAGAUUAAAGGCUUAAGUUUCAAACGAGAAUUUCAUGCAGAAAAUGAUAAUUUUCAAAAAAGAAAAAAGAGUAACCCUGAAAAGAAAAAAAAACAAUUUUAAGCAAGAAAAUUUGCAUUUUAGUUGGUACACUGAAGUUGUGCUAUUCUUUUCUUCGAAAGAACUACAGCUAAUGAGCACGGAAAAGCCGUAAAAUGGCUUAAAUCUUGUUGAGACUUAAGCUUUUAAUCUAUGUGAAAAAUAUUCAAUUGUAUGAAAAAACUGGUUUAGUUUUAAUCACUCUUGGAAACUUCUUCGCAUUUUUUGAAACAAAGAAAAGUUUCAAGAAGAGCUUAAAAUUAAUCCACACUUUUUUCGUACAUUUGUUUCCAAAAGUCUGGUGUUUGUCUGAAAAUGACUGAUUUUUUCUUCUUUAAAAUUACAUUUAAUGUGAGAAAUUAAGAAGUAAAAUGAAAUAAAAUAAUA
This is a messenger RNA of Lutzomyia longipalpis, 1478 nucleotides long. Its product is annotated as rab-like protein 3. The transcript has 3 exons. The record is from RefSeq and is a predicted model, not a curated record. NCBI's taxonomy places the organism in Eukaryota, Metazoa, Arthropoda, Insecta, Diptera, Psychodidae. Gene Ontology annotation, cellular component: endomembrane system. Bases 57 to 821 code for a protein of 254 amino acids. Gene Ontology annotation, biological process: intracellular protein transport. Gene Ontology annotation, molecular function: GTPase activity; GTP binding.